GAUUUCUUGAAAUUCAGUCAUUUCGCUUUUCUCUCUGGACUAUUUCGCGUGUUGCUCGAGGUUCCCAAUUACUUGAAGAAAAUAUAUUCUCAAAAGCGAAGAAGAAGUCGUUCACUAUUUCAGCACGAAUGCCAAGAACCAGGUUGAGAAGCACAUUGGUGAUCGAGGUAACGUUGAUCCUCGAUAAACUUACGAAUGGAGCGUACAAUUUGGUUUUCUGGCAAUUGCGACGAACGAAACGCUACGAUAUUCUGUCGACGAAAGUAAUCAAACUUUUGUGUAUCAUUGUUCAACGAACCUGUAAACCACACUAUUUUACCGAUCAGGCCCACCAAGCCACCAUUAAAAAAAAAACGUAAGCUGACCACGAUACGAAAUUGCAUCGUAAAUAUAUGGAUGCAUAAUUUUGAAUAAUGAAGAAGUUGCGAUAGGGGCUGCACGUUCUCGAAUGAUUAUAUACAACUCGGGUACAUUGGUGAGCUCAUAUCGUUCUCAGCUUUCAUUCGAGAUUCAACGUCAUCAUGAAGUGGUUACGGUAUUCUGUAGUCAGACUUGCACUUCUGGCGUAUUCUUUUUCUUAUGUCAACACGGCUACGAGGGAGCAACUAGGGUCGAUUUUCCUCCGUCUCUACAAUGGAAGGAAUACGGAAGAUUAUGUCGAUGCGGAUAUUCACGAAGCAGAAACGCUCACACUCGAUUUAAAUGUUGACAAACCGAUGGUUGUUUAUGUUCAUGGUUUUACGGAAAGCGUAAACAGCACCAGCGUUCAAACCAUUGUCGAAGCAUAUCUCAAUCGUUCGGACCACAACAUAUUGGUGGUCGAUUGGAAUAUCAUAGCUCGGGAAAAUUACAUCCAGGUUGCUACAAACGUCGAAUCGGUUGGAACCACAGUCGCAAAGGCCUUAAAUGAUAUCGUUCAUGGAGGCUUUCCUGCUAAAAAUAUUCACGUUGUUGGUCACUCGAUGGGUGCUCAUGUUUCAGCGUACGUCGGACGAAAUGUUGAUUUUCCACUUCAACGUAUCACGGGUCUAGAUCCUGCGGGUCCGCUUUUCAACUUUAUCGGUCGCCAUCUCUCUUACGCGGAUGCACAAUUCGUCGAUAUAAUCCACACUGAUGCAGGUUUUUAUGGCAUAACUCGCAUAACGGGUACUGUAGAUUUUUUCCCGAACAAAGGACGGAGAAUUCAGCCCGGUUGUCCGACUGCAUUCACGCCUUACAGCGAAGAAGAUUUUUGCAGCCACCAUCGAUCUUGGAUUUUCUAUUCCGAAUCCUUGAUAAGCGAAAAAGCUUUUCUGGCAGUUAAGUGUUCGAACCUCAUGAGGAAAAGACGUAGCUCCCCAGCUCUCGUCAUGGGAUAUGCUGUUCCGAAAGAUGCAAAAGGAUCGUACUGCCUCGUUACCAGUCCCUCGGCACCCUAUGGCUUGGGGGAGGCGGGUGCCCGGGAGACUUAUCUGUGAAAAUUCCUUCCUGGAAAAAGAGCCAGUGGAAAGGGAAACCUACAUCCACGUUCCGUAAGAAGGGCUUAUGGGAAUUUGAGAUAAAACAUCCCUAUUUUUGGCUUCUUAGAACGCGAAUUUUUCACGUAGUCAAGAUAUUCUUGCCUGGGCAUUUUUUGGGAGUUGAUUGAACAAAAAAAAUAACAAAAGUAACUCUAGAACCGAAUAAAUGUAUGUUUAGAAAUAA
Messenger RNA from Venturia canescens, 1683 nucleotides. RefSeq names its product lipase member H-like. The transcript has 9 exons. The record is from RefSeq and is a predicted model, not a curated record. Gene Ontology annotation, molecular function: lipase activity. Bases 522 to 1457 code for a protein of 311 amino acids. Gene Ontology annotation, biological process: lipid catabolic process. NCBI's taxonomy places the organism in Eukaryota, Metazoa, Arthropoda, Insecta, Hymenoptera, Ichneumonidae.